CAGCUGAGUUCCAAAGCUAAUUAGUGACCAGUAUGUGUUCCUUGAUUGGCUUCCCCAAUAAAGGGCUUGCAAGCAAAGUUAAGAAAGAAAAAUAGCAGAAUACCUGUAAAGAAGGUUUUUUUGUAUGUCAGUCAUGGCUAGUCAGAGGACUAGGUGGAAUGGUAUAAGAGGGGUUCUUUGUUGCAGGACUCCUAAAGAUGGCAGGCUAGAUCCCCAGCAGCAGCAGGAGGAAUCUGGUAAUGUUUCUGGGAUUCUUGUUGCUUCACAAAGUGAUACUAAGCAGGUCCAAGACUCUCCAUCCAUAAGGGAGCAUCAAGCCAUGGACAUGUCAAGCCAGGAUAUUGAAGCAGUGUACCAAAAGCGCACCCAUGACCUUGAGCAAGAGCUGCAUGCUGCUGUGAAGAACAACAGGGAGCUGUCCUGCCAGCUGAAUGAAAUAGGCCGUCUUGUUUUCCCAGAGCUGUCUGAUUCUACGCAACUCAGUCUCACAGAGAGGCUAAAGGUCUACCUGGAGUGCCAGCUGAUGGAGAAGGAGGAGCUAGAGAGGAGAGCAGUGAAGGCAGAAGAGACCAUAGUGGAAAUGAAGCGUACAGUGGCUGUUCUGCAGAGGAACCUGCCAGAUGCUGAUCAUUCUCCUGCGUGCCUGAUGAAUACUCUGGAACGCCAUCCACCUGGGCACUCAGAAGCUCCCUUUUCUACACAAGCUCAUGGGAGGAUGCAAGAAGAUGCCUUAACUACAACCAGUACUCUUCCAGUGACUGCCCUGUUAAGUGGAGGAGGAGAUGAUGGUCAUGGACUGCCCAGCAGUUAUGUGGUCAACGCAGUGCCUUGCACCAGAAGCCCAGGCCUAGUGGAAUUUGAAGUGGAGAACCUCAGUGUGUGGUUGAACAUUGUAUACCUGCAGCAAACUUUGGAAGGAAAACAUCAAAGCAAAGAGGGAGAGGUGCUCAUGGGGGUGGAGAAAAGUGCCCCAGAAAGUGCCACAAACAAAGCUGUGGGCUUAGCUGGCCAUGCUGCUCCUCAGAGGCCAGAUGUUCCAAUUGAUUUUCCAGACUCUGAUGCCCAUGAAACCAAACCCAUGCCAAAGCAGGAUCUGCAAGUUGCUUGCCCAUCUGCAAAAGAUGCUUCUGGAGAUGACUCGCUUGAUUCUGGCAGAAGCCUAGCCAUCUGUUAUGUCCAUAGAGGUGACCACACAGCUGAUCUGGAGCCAGGUACUAACCAAAUCCUGACUGGUGAGCAAUCUCCUGGCAGGCUUGGCCUGCUGAAGAAUCCAGCAGAGGUUUCCCCUCAGCUCAGUCUCCCUGUGUCUCUACCCAAGGCAGAGGGUGAAUCUUUUCUAAAGGGAGGCAAAGGGCAUAGUUGGGGAGAAAAUUUUCAUUUGCCAUCCAUUUCUGCUAAGCCUUUAACGACGCAAACUCUUACUGUGACAAAAAUGUGUCUGGAAGGCCCACUCAGAGUUGAGGAAACCAAAGAUGAAUCAUACAUCUCUGCCAAAGAGAAGCUAGCUGUAGUUAUUACUUUGGAUGCAGAAACUGGAGAGCUGCUGUCAGCCUCACCUACUCUUGAAGCUUCAAUAGGUAGCUAUAUAAGCAGCUCUAUGCAAUCCUCUCGGCCAGCAUUGCCCACUAAGGAAAGCCCUGAAGACUUAACAGAAGAAUCAAGUCCAGAGGUGUUUGUGUAAAACUGGCCCAAGCUGUGGCAUGUGAUGGGGGCAACAAGGUUUCUGAGGACAGCGAUGCAACCAGCCUGAUGGAAACUACACUGAAUGGACUGGGUGCUCAAAAUGCUGCGGUACUAUUGAACUUCACAGCUUUGGUGUGAGAUGUGUCUGUUUUUAUGUCUGAAAAGUGAGGCAGCCCCAUGCAAGAGAUGGGGAGGGGGUGAUGGUGAUGGGGAGCUUAUCCUGGUUAAUAACAUUUAGCAGUAUAAAUGAACUAGCACUGCAUGUUUGUAUAAAUCAGGGGUAGCUAUCCUGUGCCCUGUCAGUUGUUGGACUUCAACUCCCAUCAGCCCCUUCCAGCGUGGUUGAUGGUUGGAAAUGAUGGGAGUUGCAGUUCAGCAACAUCUGGAGGGCCAUGCAGGUGCCCCACCCUUGGUAUAAAUGAUCUGCCACUGUAUGCAUGGUGAUAAGGUUGGCUAUGUUUUUCCUUAGAUGGGGGAAAGAGGAGAGCCACUUUUCCUUUCUCGCUCGGUGAAGAGGAAUAAAGGCAGUUUUGUGACCCUAGCUUUUGAAACUGUAAAGCAGCAGUCUACAUCCCGAGGUGGUUGGUUUUGCUUGACUGAAACUUAAACAAGCUCCUAAUAUUUAACUCUGCAAAUAAAGGAUUUUUAAAAAAACUUUUCAGCUGG
This is a messenger RNA of Rhineura floridana, 2349 nucleotides long. RefSeq lists its product as uncharacterized. NCBI's taxonomy places the organism in Eukaryota, Metazoa, Chordata, Lepidosauria, Squamata, Rhineuridae. Bases 125 to 1681 code for a protein of 518 amino acids. The transcript has 7 exons. The record is from RefSeq and is a predicted model, not a curated record.